AUGCCGACGACGUACUGGGGCCCAAUCAUCGUGGCGGUGGUGCUGUUCAUCCUGCUCUCGCCGGGGUUCCUGUUCCAGCUGCCGGCGAGGGUGAGGGUGGUUGAGUUCGGCAACAUGGGUACUAGCGGCUUCUCCAUCCUCGUCCACGCCAUCCUCUACUUCUGCCUACUCACCAUCGCGGUUGUGGCCAUCGGAGUGCAUGUGUAUGCCUCCAAACCCGGUCCAGUAGGGUAA
This is a messenger RNA of Triticum dicoccoides, 234 nucleotides long. RefSeq lists its product as uncharacterized. The transcript has a single exon. Lineage: Eukaryota; Viridiplantae; Streptophyta; Magnoliopsida; Poales; Poaceae. The record is from RefSeq and is a predicted model, not a curated record. The coding region runs from base 1 to 234 and encodes 77 amino acids.